CGGCGCGUGGCCCCAUAUCCCGCGAUAUUUGCCACGGCAGAGCCACCAUCUCUUCUCCCCCCACCAUUCCCUCGGAAGUCGGAAGUCGUGCGCCGAAACCCUAGCCCCCGUUCCACCGCCCCCGUCGUCGGCCGUCGCCAAUCCCCUUCCCCGUUUGCGCGUGCUUGUUACUCGAGAGAAAGCCUCUGCGUCUGCGUCUGCGGCGGCGGCGAAGCGGAAUCGACGACCAUGGCCACCCGUAUUCAGUUUGAGAACAACUGUGAAGUUGGUGUUUUCUCCAAGCUGACAAAUGCCUACUGUCUGGUUGCUAUUGGAGGAUCAGAGAACUUCUACAGUACAUUUGAGUCUGAGCUUGCAGAUGUCAUUCCCGUGGUUAAGACCUCUAUCGGCGGUACUAGAAUAAUUGGUCGGCUGUGUGUUGGAAACAAGAAUGGACUUCUCUUGCCACAUACUACCACUGACCAAGAGCUUCAGCAUCUGAGGAACUGCUUGCCUGAUCAAGUGGUUGUUCAACGUAUCGAUGAAAGGCUGUCUGCCCUUGGCAAUUGCAUAUCCUGCAAUGACCAUGUUGCGCUUACACACCCAGACCUUGACAAGGCAACUGAGGAGCUUAUUGCUGAUGUCCUUGGGGUUGAGGUCUUCCGUCAGACGAUUGCUGGAAAUAUCCUUGUUGGGAGCUACUGUACAUUCUCCAACAGGGGUGGACUGGUUCAUCCUCAUACAUCCAUUGAAGAUCUUGAUGAGCUCUCCACACUCCUCCAAGUCCCUCUUGUUGCUGGAACCGUGAACCGAGGCAGCGAGGUCAUUGCUGCAGGCAUGACAGUGAAUGACUGGACUGCCUUCUGUGGCUCAGACACUACGGCCACUGAACUCUCAGUCAUUGAGAGUGUGUUCAAGCUAAGGGAAGGCCAGCCCACAGCGAUUGUCGAUGACAUGAGGAAGUCGCUGAUCGAUAGUUACGUCUAAAGAUCCAAGGUCAUGCAGUGUGGUUCUUGAGUAUCAACUCUAAACUGUACUUCUGACAGACAGUAGGAAAACCUGCUCUCCUGAGUUGUUACUUCUGGUGGUGUAUCCUAUAGUGUUCUGGAUUAAAAACCUAUGCUUUGUUCUGGUAAAAGCUCACGCUGUUGGAAUUGAUAGCUCGUGCUCUUUGUGAUAAUUUGAACCUGCAGCUUCAGUAUGUGGAUUUCAAGCUGCAUAUGGUCGCA
This is a messenger RNA of Brachypodium distachyon (stiff brome), 1208 nucleotides long. RefSeq names its product eukaryotic translation initiation factor 6-2. The transcript has 8 exons. The record is from RefSeq and is a predicted model, not a curated record. Gene Ontology annotation, biological process: assembly of large subunit precursor of preribosome; ribosomal subunit export from nucleus; maturation of LSU-rRNA. Gene Ontology annotation, molecular function: ribosomal large subunit binding. Gene Ontology annotation, cellular component: preribosome, large subunit precursor; nucleolus; cytosol. NCBI's taxonomy places the organism in Eukaryota, Viridiplantae, Streptophyta, Magnoliopsida, Poales, Poaceae. Bases 229 to 966 code for a protein of 245 amino acids.